AUGUUUAAAUCCAUCAUUUUUCCAAGGUUUGGAGUGCCUAGGAUAGUCAUAAGUGAUGGAGGUUCACAUUUCAUCAACAGAAUCUUUGCCAACCUUUUGAAGAAGCAUGGAGUUACUCACAAAGUUGCCUCUCCUUACCACCCUCAAACUAGUGGACAAGUUGAGAUCUCAAACAGAGAACUCAAGAGCAUACUUCAGAAGACAACAGGCAAGACAAGAAAGGAUUGGAGUGCCAAACUAGAUGAUGCUCUAUGGGCAUACCGCACUGCCUUCAAAACACCACUUGGUACCACCCCCUUUCAUCUUGUUUAUGGUAAAGCAUGUCAUUUACCUGUGGAGCUGGAGUACAAAGCAGCUUGGGCUAUUAAGGAGUUGAACUUCAACCUAAAGACAGCAGGAGAAAGAAGAUUGAUUCAGCUGAAUGAGCUUGAUGAGAUUAGGCAUCUGGCUUAUGAGAAUUCAAAGAUCUAUAAGGAGAGAACCAAAGCUUUCCAUGACCGCAAGAUCAUCCCAAAGAACUUUGCGCCAAACGACCAAGUUCUACUAUUCAACUCAAGGUUGAAACUCUUUCCAGGAAAGCUUCGCUCAAGAUGGUCAGGACCAUUCAGGAUUAAAGAAGUUCGCCCCUAUGGAGCAGUGGUACUAUGGGACCCAAUGGGAGGAGACUUUACAGUCAAUGGACAAAGGUUAAAACCUUACCUAGCCUCCACCACCAUACCACAGGAGACCACACUAGCUCUUGGCGAUCCACCAGAUCCUUAA
Messenger RNA from Microthlaspi erraticum, 762 nucleotides. NCBI's taxonomy places the organism in Eukaryota, Viridiplantae, Streptophyta, Magnoliopsida, Brassicales, Brassicaceae. The record is from the annotation of a GenBank genome assembly.